This is a messenger RNA of Rana temporaria (common frog), 867 nucleotides long. RefSeq names its product thioredoxin 2 (gene TXN2). NCBI's taxonomy places the organism in Eukaryota, Metazoa, Chordata, Amphibia, Anura, Ranidae. The coding region runs from base 120 to 656 and encodes 178 amino acids. The record is from RefSeq and is a predicted model, not a curated record. The transcript is spliced from 4 exons. Gene Ontology annotation, molecular function: protein-disulfide reductase activity. Gene Ontology annotation, biological process: cell redox homeostasis. Gene Ontology annotation, cellular component: mitochondrion.
CCAGCCCAGCGAUGAGCGGCUGUGCGGGUUGGAUAUUGGUCACAUGACCGUGUGAUGUCAUCAAGGUCCCUUCUGUGGAUAGGAAGAAGGAGGAUCUACAAGGAGAAAAGUAAGGACGCAUGGUGCAGAUGGCCCAGAGGUUACUUUUAAAGCGCUUUCUUUCUUUGCCUGGAAGAUGUCUGACUAGUCAAGUGCAAUCUUUCUCCAGCUUAUCUGUAAAAUGCGCACAAACGCAUGUUCCACAUUUAACAACUUUGCCCUUUUCUCGGUCUACUAAAUUCACUACUGCUGCUCGUCAGAUUUCUACUUCAUCCUUACGCAGAGUAACGUUCAGUGUUCAGAAUAAAGAUGACUUUCAGGAACGGGUUAUUGAAAGUGAGGUUCCAGUGGUGGUGGAUUUUCAUGCUCAGUGGUGUGGUCCAUGCAAGAUUUUGGCUCCCCGAUUAGAGAAAGCAGUUGCCAAGCAUCAGGGAAAAGUGUUGAUGGCAAAGGUGGAUAUAGAUGAUAAUACAGACCUUGCUCUUGAAUAUGAGGUCAGUGCUGUACCGACGGUUCUUGCCAUGAAAAAUGGCUGUGUUGUGGAUCAGUUUGUGGGAGUCAAAGAUGAUGAUCAGGUUGACGCGUUUCUCAACAAGCUUAUUGGACCACAACCUUAGUAGGAAUUAUGAAGCCGAAAACCUUUGCAAUGCAUAACUGUGAUCCUAACAAGCAGGGACAGCAACGACUUUAAUGUGACAUUUUACUCCUUAGUUUCCUUACCAUGUAUACUUGUUUUCAUUGUAUUAUGUCCAUUUGUUUAAAUUGUAUUCCUAGACGGGAUAAAGAAAACGCUGUAAAAUAAAAUGUAUAGUACAUUAAUACUCAGAA